Molecule: messenger RNA, 661 nt
Organism: Solanum dulcamara
Lineage: Eukaryota; Viridiplantae; Streptophyta; Magnoliopsida; Solanales; Solanaceae
Exons: 2
Coding region: 126-359 (77 amino acids)
Source: RefSeq, a predicted model, not a curated record
AUGUUAUAUGGUCCUAAUUACUCCCUGUAUAAGUAACCUCCCAACUUCCUCCCACUUUCUGUAAACUACUAUCGAUUCCCACAAAUCUCUAUCACAAAAAAAAUAAUUUUUCAUCCAAAAACAACAUGAAGAAAUCAGGUCUCUUAGCAGCCUCUGUUUCUACUGCUGCUUCCAUCUCUUCUACCAUCACUACCAAUUCUUCUUCCAAACUUCAAAUUUCUCUUCGCAAGGACGAUAAUUUGAAGAAAAAGGAUGAAAAUCGUUCAAAGCCUGUGAAAGCAUCAACAUCUUCAGAUAAAUUUGCGCCCAGAUUUGAUGGAUUGAGGUUUAUUGAGACGUUGAUCACUGCUCAUAGAUAAGUUCACAAAAGAGGCAAAAUUAAAAAAAAAUGUUUUGGAUGGAAAUGUACAAGGAAAAAAGAAGAAGAGGAAUUUGAUAUUGUAAUUGAUAGUCCUAUUAUGAGUUAUAUUUUCUGAAUUUAUACUAUAAAACAAGACGAUUGUUUCAAGGAUCAAAUUUCACACAAAUUGUAACUUUUCUUCCUUUUAAGAUGGGGAAAACAAUGUUUAUGAGAUUUGACUGAAGAACGUAUGAUUUUGCGGUUCAAAUUUGUUUAGAUUCUUUGGCAGGCUUUGACCACUUUAUUUUUUCUUCUUUUUGA